AUGGUAAUUUUAUCACCCUAUAACUCAGGUACGGAACUCCGUGUGGUACGGAAAGGCGAUCUGGCCGGUCUCCCAAUACUGACAACCUUGUAUCUCUUCAACAACAAACUACAAACCAUCGAGGUCGGCGCCUUUGACGAUGUUCCAGCGAUUGUGGACAUCGAGAUCGGCAGCAACCAAAUAUCCGACCUCCCCCCGGGUGUCUUCAGGGGCUGUGGGCAGCUACAGAGUGUGGUGGCAGAUGGAAACAAGCUGACUAAAAUACAGAAGGGGGUUUUCAAAGACCUGCCAAACUUACAGGAGGUACUGUUCAGCUACAAUCAGAUCGAGACAAUAGAAGUGGGAGCUUUCUCCAACCUGUCCAACUCCAUCGUCUUCAGCUUGGAAAACAACCACAUCCGGGACAUCAGGAAAGGCGUGUUCGAUGCUCCGAUAGGGGCCAGGGAAAUCCAGUUACAGAACAACAACAUUUCUGUCAUUGAGCCCGGGGCACUUUCGGCAUUUAGUAAAAUAAACGCGCUUGUUCUUGACAACAACAAUCUGUCAAGCCUAGCGGGAGUGUUCCAAGGUUUAGGCAAUAUAUUUACCAACAGUAUCAGUUUGAAGAGCAACCAGAUAGUGGCACUGGACGAUAACACGUUCGGAGGACUUGACAAGCUCCUUGUGUUGGAUCUUUCUGACAAUCAACUUCGCACCAUCACGGGACAGGUGUUUGCUAGCCUCUCGAGUCUGAUGUUUCUUAACCUACACAACAACAAGCUUGUGAAAAUAAACUUCACUCUACCGCACGGGACACUCCAGCUCGACCUGUCCGCUAAUCAGUUAGUAGCUCUUGAGGAAAACACGUUCGAAGGACUCCAUGGCCUUAAUAAUCUAGACCUUUCUAAUAACCAGCUUCGCGCCAUCACAGGACAGGUGUUUGCUAACCUCUCUAGUUUGAACUUUCUUGACCUGCACAACAACAAGCUUGUCCGCAUGGACUCGCCGCUACCUAACGGGAUAGGGCAAGUCAUGCUGUCCUCUAACCUACUUUCCCAAGUACCGCCGCUACCAGGUUCACUUGGUACGCUAGAUCUGUCGUACAACCCACUGGAGUCCCUCGUACAGGGCCAGUUCUCCCAUAUCCCCAGCAUCACUACCCUCGGUCUCUCUGGUAUAAAGUAUUUCAUAGAGAAAGGCACCAUUGACGCGGGCGUGUUCGCCGGACUCGGCAGGCUGGGGACUUUGAACCUCGCCGAUAACAGGCUCACUCGGGUUCCUUCAGAAGCGCUCGGAAAAAUCAGACUACUGGAAACGCUCAACUUAUCAGGAAACGAGAUCUCAACUCUCAACCGCGACGAUUUCGCCAACAUGUUGAACAUCACAAGACUCAACCUUAGUGGGAACAAUCUGACGUCAGUGCCAGAGGGGGUCUUCGACAGGCUGACACGGAUGUACGAACUGGACCUCUCAGGCAACCCCAUUGUCUACGUGGGCCCCAAGGCCUUCAACAAGGAGCUUGCUGCUGUUCAUUUGGAUCAUACAAAACUCCGCAUUAUAGAUGAAACUGCCUUCAAUGUGUCAGUUGACAUAAAGUGGCUGCGACUGAACAACAACUACCUACAGUUCCUGCCUGGUGGAAUCUACAAACCUCUGACCUUCUACGGAGAUUUGAUGGAACUUGAAGACAUGACCAACAACCCUUGGAAGUGUGACUGUCAGAUGUAUGAGUACGCGCAAUAUGCAAGAUCACCUGCGUCAAGGAGAGUGCAAGCCGAUGGUCCGGUCGUGGCGUCCCUGGCCGCGGUGGUCGGGCCGUGA
Messenger RNA from Branchiostoma belcheri (Belcher's lancelet), 1800 nucleotides. Its product is annotated as insulin-like growth factor-binding protein complex acid labile subunit. Gene Ontology annotation, cellular component: extracellular matrix. NCBI's taxonomy places the organism in Eukaryota, Metazoa, Chordata, Leptocardii, Amphioxiformes, Branchiostomatidae. The record is from RefSeq and is a predicted model, not a curated record. Gene Ontology annotation, molecular function: protein binding. Bases 1 to 1800 code for a protein of 599 amino acids. The transcript is spliced from 5 exons.